Molecule: messenger RNA, 1218 nt
Organism: Coniosporium apollinis CBS 100218
Lineage: Eukaryota; Fungi; Ascomycota; Dothideomycetes
Product: actin cytoskeleton-regulatory complex protein end3
Exons: 2
Coding region: 1-1218 (405 amino acids)
Biological process (GO): actin filament organization; endosomal transport; actin cortical patch assembly
Cellular component (GO): mating projection tip; actin cortical patch; cytoplasm
Molecular function (GO): protein binding; calcium ion binding
Source: RefSeq, a predicted model, not a curated record
AUGGCCUCCACAAAGCGCAUAGAGCAAUGGGAAGUCGAACGAUAUUGGGAGAUCUUCUCAUCCCUCGCGAACGGCGGCACACACCUCAACGGCGCACAAGCAGCCACAGUGCUCAAGAACAGCCAGCUGCGGGACGACCAACUCGAGCGGGUCUGGGACCUCGCGGACGUGGAUAACGAUGGCAAUCUCGACUUUGAGGAGUUCUGCGUCGCGAUGCGGUUGAUUUUUGACCUGGUUAAUGGGGAACUCGCCGACGUCCCCUCCACCCUCCCUGACUGGCUCGUCCCCUCUUCAAAAGCCCACCUCGUACAAGCCUCGCGCGCCCUGACAGGCCGGACCCCCCAAUUCGAGCGCGUCGACACGGCCGACGAUGAUGACGCCGCGGGCCUCAAGGACGGCUUCGACUGGUACAUGUCCCCUGCCGACAAGUCCAAAUACGAGGAGAUUUAUACCGCGAACCGGGACGCGCGGGGCGAGGUCUCCUUCACGGAUCUCGAGCCACUAUACAGCAGCCUCGAUGUCCCGGACACGGAUAUCCGGAGCGCGUGGAACCUGAUAAAUCCGAAUGCGCGGGAGAGUAUUGGCAAGGACGCCACGCUGGCGUUUCUGCAUAUCCUGGCGGGCAGACACGAAGGGUUUCGCAUCCCGCGAACAGUUCCGGCAUCCCUGCGCGCGAGCUUUGAGAGGAACAAUAUAGAUUAUAACGUCGAGCGCGUGCAAUCCCCGGCGCAGCGCUACGGUGCGCACGAUGAGAACACCUCCACAGGCCGGAAAGCCAAGUUCGGCGACGCGUAUCUCAGCCGGCUCGGCGUGGGGGAUCGAACCGCAUACCGGCCCAAGGGCACUGACUUCAGCGGCGCGAAAACGACGGAGGACUGGGAGGAGGUGCGGCUGAAGAAGCAGCUGAAGGAGCUGGAGGAGAAGAUUGAGCGGGUUGAGGAGGCGGCGAGGAAGCGUGGGGGUGGGAGGAGGGAUAAUAGCAAGCCGGCGCUGGUGAAGAGGGAGUUGGAGCAGUUGCUGGAUUAUAAGAGGAGGCAGCUCCGGGAUCUGGAAAUGGGGGAGGGUAGGGCGAAGGAGGGACAGCAGUUGAAGGGCGUUGUGGAGGAUAUUCAAACGGUUAGGGAGCAGGUUGAGGGGCUGGAGCAGCAUUUGCGCGCUAGGGAGGGCGUGUUGGAGGAGUUGAAGAGGCAGAUUGAGGCGGAGAAGGCGGGAAGGUGA